Messenger RNA from Aegilops tauschii subsp. strangulata, 3271 nucleotides. RefSeq names its product pentatricopeptide repeat-containing protein At2g22410, mitochondrial-like. Gene Ontology annotation, molecular function: RNA binding; protein binding. NCBI's taxonomy places the organism in Eukaryota, Viridiplantae, Streptophyta, Magnoliopsida, Poales, Poaceae. The record is from RefSeq and is a predicted model, not a curated record. Gene Ontology annotation, biological process: RNA modification.
GUGGAGAUGGCGGAGAGGGCAAUGAAGAAGAUACUAGACAUCGAAAGAGAAUCUGGAGGUGAUUUUGUGGUGGUAUCCAAUAUGCUCACUGAGCAUGGAAGGUUUAGUGAUGCUGAAAGAGCACGGAAGCUAGUAGAUGAGAUGAAUACUGUUAAGGUUCCUGGGCUUGCUUUGGUUGGUGAGAGUCAGUAAGUCGGAACCAAAUUAUUGGGAAGAAGCUCCACAUAGUUUUAAGAGGUUUUGUUCCAUCGUUAAAAUCUAGCCUUCCUACUUUAUGGAAGCAGAGGUGUUGAAUGACAUGUGCCGUACUGCAUUUCCACUCACUGAUCCACAGUUCAUGAAAAAAUCCAGUUUUCUUUCAGCAUUGUAAUGAUGGAAACCAUAAAGAAGCUUCAUGGCCAUCUCAUUGUUUCUGGGCUGCACAACUGCCAAUAUGCAAUGUCUAAGAUUCUCAGAUUCUAUGCUAUUCUACAACCAGAUUUGGUUCUUGCUCAUAAAGUAUAUGGGCAGAUUGAAGCACCAACAACUUACCUUCGGAAUAUCAUACUCAGGGGGCUUGCUCAAAGCGAUGCACCAGAAGAUGCAAUUGCUUUCUACAAGAAGGCUCGAGGAAAAUGUAUGGAGCCGGACAACCUGACGUUCCCAUUUGUAGUGAAGGCUUGUGCAAGGAUUGGUGCUCUUAAGGAAGGGAAACAGAUGCACAACCAUGUACUGAAAUUCGGGCUUCUUUCGGAUAUCUUCGUUUCCAAUUCGCUGAUUCAUCUGUAUGCUGCCUGUGGUGAUUUGUGCUGUGCAAGAUCUGUUUUCGAUGAGAUGCUGGUUAAGGAUGUGGUGUCCUGGAACUCUUUGAUAUGUGGAUAUAGCCGGCGCAAUAGAUUAAAAGAGGUUUUGAAGUUAUUCAAGUUGAUGCACGACGAAGGAGUUAGAGCUGAUAAGGUCACUAUGGCCAAGGUUGUUUCUGCGUGCACUCGUCUAGGAGAUUGGAGCAUGGCAGAUUGCUUGGUCAAGUACAUAGAGGAUUACUGCAUAGAGGUGGAUGUCUACUUGGGCAAUACUUUGAUAGAUUACUAUGGCAGACGUGGGCAGCUGCAAUCGGCAGAAAAGAUUUUCUUUAACAUGAAGGAUAGGGACACCGUGACAAUGAAUGCGAUGAUCACCGCAUAUGCAAAAGCUGGGGAUCUGGUUUCGGCAAGAAGAUUAUUCGAGGAAAUUUCUGGCAAAGAUCUGAUCUCAUGGAGCUCUAUGAUAUCUGGAUAUUCGCAAGCUAGUCAGUUCUCUGACGCCUUGGAACUCUUCAGGGAGAUGCAGAGAGCCAAGGUGAAACCGGACGCUGUCGUGCUCGCGAGCGUACUCUCUGCCUGCGCGCACCUAGGCGCUCUCGAUCUCGGCAAGUGGAUCCACGACUACAUGAGGCGACACGGGAUCGAAGCCGACACCAUCCUGCACAAUUCUCUGAUCGACAUGUACGCGAAAUGCGGAAGCACCAAGGAGGCGCUGCAGGUCUUCAGAGAAAUGAAAGAGAAGGACACCCUGUCAUGGAACUCGAUCAUAAUGGGGAUGGCCAACAACGGCGCCGAGGAGGAAGCUCUGAGCGCCUUCCAUGCCAUGAUCGCCGAAGGGUUCAGGCCGAACGAGGUCACCUUCCUCGGCGUGCUGAUCGCGUGCGCCAACGCGGAGCUCGUCGAGGAGGGACUCGGCCACUUCGAGAGCAUGAGGUCGGUCCACGGCGUGGAGCCGCAGAUGAAGCACUAUGGCGUAGUCGUCGACCUCCUGGGGCGCGCCGGUCGGCUGACGAAGGCGCUGAGGUUCGUCGCCGAGAUGCCCGUCGCUCCUGAGCUCGUCGUCUACAGGAUACUGCUGGGGGCGGCCAGAACGCACGGCGAUUUGGGCGUCGCCGAGGUGGUCGCCGAGAGGCUCAGGGAACUGGACGGCGGGAACAGCGGGGACUACACGCUGAUGAGCAAUGCGUAUGCGGGGGCUGACAGAUGGAGCGACGCCAUGGAGGUCAGGCAGCGGAUGGAGGAUAGUCGUGUGAGGAAAUUGCCCGCUUGCAGUGUCGUCGACUGCUGACACUGCUAGCUACAGAGUGAUGCUCGGGUCCAUGACCGAGAGAAUUAUGUCAAUUACUCUGCAACCAAUUUUGUCAUAACGAUGUGAAUAAUGCAAAGCAAAAAAAGAUGCAAAGCUAAAAAAAUAAAUGCACACCCGUAGGCAUAUAUCACUUGUAUUUAUAUAAUACUAGUAAAGAGAUGAUACAGAUACAAGCAACAGAAAACAACGAGAUUAUAAACGGCUGUACCAAUGCAUACCGCCAUCGCUGCAACUACCAAGCACCCACCAUCUUCGUCGUCACUGGAGAAGGAGAGCACCAAAAACUAGUCCACAUUUUGACGCUGAAGUAACCCCUAGGUUGGAGGCUUAACAAGCGCAAUAGCCACCAACCCUGAAAGGUUGGAUCUAGCCCGACAAGGCCCGUGAAUAGGCGGCAGAAUCCUCCACCAUCUUCCUCGCCGCUGCCACGCCACGACGCAGGCCAGAUCGAAACCGCUCCAACAGCUUGGACUCCACAAGCUUCUCCAGCUACACCUCCGAUGAGCAGAAGCAUGGGCUAGGAGACCAUUAUUCCUAUGAGCAUCAUCGACAUCUGCCCCACCAUGACAGCGCCCCAUUAUUGACACUCAAUGGCGGAGGAAACUUGAAGACCUAGAAACCCUAUGCAAAGGAUUUGCGGUGAGUUAACCAUUCGACGCUCUUAUAUAUCUCAAACAAAGACGUUUCAGUGUAACAAGGGUUCCAUCGAUUAGCCAAGUAGCGGUUUUGAAUAAUCUAGCAAUGCGGUACCUCUGGAAAUCGGUACCAAGACUUGGAAGCUACUCCCUCCGUCCCAUAAUAUAAGAGCGUUUUAACACUAGUGUAGUGUAAAAAGGGCUCUUAUAUUAUGGGACGGAGGGAGUAUAUAAUUAGGACGGGAGACUGGGAACUUGAAAUAAUCAGCUAGAGCCCCUUAAGAUCAAGGGCAAACUAUCACCACUGUACACUUUGCCGCCAACCGCAAUGAGAAAACUUACCAAGUGAUAAGAACCAACAUAAGAACCAUUCAUUAUAAAUAAACUCAUCAAGACAAUCCAAAACGUUAACACCAUUCAGCCUCAGAGAUAAGGUGCAAAUUCAAGAGGGCGGGGUAAUAACUUGACAAAGGUCUAUGAUAGUAGGAUAGGAAACAAGGCUAGGCAGCACAACUCUAUGUCUAUGGCGUAAUCAACUUUCAACG